AGGAAAGUGACUGAAAUGUCUGAAGAUGUAGCGAAAACAGUCACCGAAUGUAACACCGAGAAGUUCAACCAGGAGAAAAGGAAACGAAGAAAGAAGAAAUACAGGAGAGCAAAAGAUGAGUUUCUUUUGUCAUCCUACGACUUCCUCCCGAUUCGACUGCUGACUUUGUUUGGAAUGACAGUUUGUUUGGCCUUGUUUAUAUUCCAGAUUACCACCUCCCUCCACUCCUACGAGGUUUUAUACAAUAUGGCUGCUAUAGAGGACCGUUUUCCUGACUACAUGUUCGGCCUUCAUGGUGAACCAAAUCUAUGGUCGUGGGACCCUGAUACAGAACUUUUAAAAGUCAAUACAACAAUCUUCAUACACUGACAAUGCUCUUCAUUUCAAAUAUCGUUGAUCAUAUUGAUCAUAUGGUGAAGAUCCGGGACCUCAACACAUCACUCUUUAAGGUGCAAUGUUGACUCAAACAACAAGGAAGUAUCACAGCAAGCUAUUCGUACACUAUGAGUGAGUUUCAGUUUCAGUAUCUCUACUCCUUAUGUGAACAGAAGUUUUGGAUCCUGAUACUGAACUCUACCUGCAAUCAACACUCGUAUGCUGACAGUAUACCCUGAAGGUACAAUUCAGAUCCAAUGCUGCUGAUAAUUACGCUGAAGCUACAGAUUGAACGCUGCCGAUGAUACACUGAAGGUUCCUUCACUGAAAGUGCUUUCUUCUUUCAAGUUACAGUUUACGUCCGGUAUCACUGAUCCUACACUGAGGACAUCUGGCAUUAAUCUUAGGGAAGUGUUUGGUUCACACCUUUAGAACCAUUGAUCAUUGCUCAUCUUUAUAUGCUGUUCUGGUGCUCAGAAAGUUCACCACUGUCAAUAUGGUGAAGGUCAAUGCUAAACUAUUGUCAAUAUGUUGAAAGGUCAACCCAAAGCUAUUGUCAGAAUGGUGAAGGUCAACCCAAAGCUAUUGUCAGAAUGGUGAAGGUCAACCCAAAGCUAUUGUCAGAAUGGUGAAGGUCAACCCAAAGCUAUUGUCAGAAUGGUGAAGGUCAACCCAAAGCUAUUGUCAGAAUGGUGAAGGUCAACCCAAAGCUAUUGUCAGAAUGGUGAAGGUCAACCCAAAGCUAUUGUCAGAAUGGUGAAGGUCAACCCAAAGCUAUUGUCAAUAUUUGUUGAAGGUUAACCCUACUCCAUUGUUAAAACGGAGAAAGUCAGCCCUAAACAAUUGUCAAUAUGUUCAAGGUCAACCCUAAACUAUUGUUAAUACACUACAUAAACUACAGUAUUUAUUCCAUAUUAAGGGGUCACUGAGGGCCUUAAACCAAUUUUCAUACAUUACAUCAAAUAUGAGGAGAUUUUCAGGUUUUUCUGGAAAUUUAGACAUUAAAAUGAAAUAAGAAUUUCGAAAAUCAGGUAGAUGACACUGAAAAAUCAGAAAACCAAAUAGGCUGUAUUGUUAGCUAUGAGAAUACAGGGGGUAAAAGUUAAGGAUUAAAUGUAUAUUUGGCUGUUUUAGGGCUCGUGCAGGGAAAUGAGUCUCAUGUAAAGUUACUGAAAUACAAAUUCAUUUGUGUAAACUUUGCUUUAGGCUUACUUCCCUUCAUCAGUCCCGUUACCAAGUAAACAUUUUAUCCUGACAUUUUAAUUUUAUAGUUUACGUGUAUAUUUAUUUCACAUUAUACAACAAUGUUUAGAUAUUUUUUUAUGGUGAUUUUCAUUUCAUUAUUCAUUUGUGUGGUCGCAUUGGGAACAGCCGAUUAUUACUUGAGCUGCCACCAAUUGCAAAGAGACUUAUACAUCUCUGCAUAUGAUAAGGGUCCAAAUUUUCUGUAGUGAUUGAAUUAUUUCCUUAUACCUUAUGUUUAAUUCAGUGAUAAUAUUUUAUUUGCAUUUGUGAAGUGAUUAACUUCAAACGAUACUUAUCGAGAAAUAAAACACAUUUGUUUUAUGUGCAGAUUAUAAACUACAGCAAAAGUAUCUUGUAACAUUAUUGUUGUUUAAAUUGUUACUUUAUGUACGUUAAUUCUAAAAGUUCUGAAGAGCAGCCAAAUUCAGAUGUUCAUGUAAGAUGAAAAUUCACUGGCCUGGGACAGACAUCCUCAAUACUCCAGGGCCCGUAUUUAUGAAACCGUUCUCAUACUCAAGCAUAGAUUCUGUGCUCAAACCAUUUUAUUUGCAACUCAGUUAAACCAUAUCAAAUGAUCACAAAGUCAAAUGUUAACAUUGGAACAGUGUUUGGCCUUAAGUCUCUUCAAAACGUUCCCAAAUCAUUGACAAAAUAAGAUGUAUUUAUUAAGUUAUAGCAAGAACAAGAAAUUAGACUGGAGCACAAAAUCUAUGCUUGAGUAUGAGAAGGGUUCCAUGAAUUCGGGCCCAGGGGUUACGCCGGGGUUACGUUUACUUUUGUAUACACACUCUGCACCCCUGGAAUAUGUUAUGACAAAAUCGAAGGCUCGGUGUGCGCCACCUUGUGGAUAAUUAGACUAGAACAUGUUGGUCGCUUAAUGUUAAAUUAUGACUGGCUUGGAAGUCGGGUGUCGCUCCUCUGUAAACUUCAAAGGACAGGUAUCAGUCUAGGUAGCCAUCAGGUUUCUUUACCC
Mizuhopecten yessoensis (Yesso scallop) is the source of this 2593-nucleotide messenger RNA. RefSeq lists its product as uncharacterized. The transcript has 3 exons. NCBI's taxonomy places the organism in Eukaryota, Metazoa, Mollusca, Bivalvia, Pectinida, Pectinidae. The coding region runs from base 16 to 369 and encodes 117 amino acids. The record is from RefSeq and is a predicted model, not a curated record.